This is a messenger RNA of Ictalurus punctatus (channel catfish), 5212 nucleotides long. It is a transcript of the gene helz2a, whose product is annotated as helicase with zinc finger 2a. The record is from RefSeq and is a predicted model, not a curated record. Bases 369 to 5099 code for a protein of 1576 amino acids. Lineage: Eukaryota; Metazoa; Chordata; Actinopteri; Siluriformes; Ictaluridae. Gene Ontology annotation, molecular function: 5'-3' DNA helicase activity; RNA nuclease activity; RNA binding. The transcript is spliced from 13 exons.
UUAGCUUUCGCUUCCUCAAAGAUGAAAGGCAAGCGUUUCCGUGAACGGUGCUCUGCGUGCUAGUGAGGUAAACCCAUCUUCAACACCGCUACUCAAAACAAAACAAACAGAACUGGCCAUUUCAGAGGCGUGAUCUACAUUUAUGCAGUUUUAAGAACCUGAUUAGGCCAUCCAGAAAAUCAGGUUAAACAACCCAACUCCACGCACAACUGACAUAACUUUGAAAUUAAAUCACCAGCUCCGAAUCCAGCCCUACGAUACAGACUGAAAGGGUUAAGUCAUGUGCCCCUUACUAGAUGGAGGUAGGUUUCAGUCUGAAGGAACUGCCAUCUCAUUCUUAAGAGCCUAACCAUCAGUGAGGGUAAACUAUGGGCAAGAAUAAAAGGAAGUCCUCAAAAUCAAAGUCAGAAAAGCCAAAUGUCUCUUCUGGUACCAGAACAACUGAGAAAGCCUCAGAAAUCAUCAGUGCCCUUUUUAAGCACUCAAGCCCAGAUUUCCAGUGGGAGUCGCUGUUUGACCAAGAACACACUCAGGAGGAACUGGAAGAAAUGUUGACUACCAAACCUCAUGAGUUCAAACGCUGUAAACUUAAAAUGGAGAGACAUGAUCUGGCAUAUGCUAAACCUCUCAAUGAUCCAACCUCUGUCAUUCGCAUCAGCGGAACUGAUCAUGUGGGCAGAUCUUUUCCUGGUGAUGAGGUUUGUGUUCAGAUCUUGAACAGAGAACUUCAGCCAAAUCCAGGUGAAUCAUUGAAAGGGAAGGUAGUAGGAUUGAUGCACAGAUCUGAAGAAUGUUGUACCGUUAUCUGUAGGAUGGAAGGACGUAAAAAACUAGUUACACCUGUCAAGAACAACAUGACCACUAUAUGCAUCCUUCAGAAAGAGCCAGACAAAAUAGAAAUACGAAAGCGCAAUCCCCAGAGCGAAUACUGGUUCACUGAGAAAUGUAUAGACAUAGUGGAGGAUCAGCUGUUAGUUGUCAAGGUGCUGAAAUGGGAAAAGAAUCGUAGGUAUCCUCUUGGAGCGGUUACAAAAGUUAUCUCACAGGAAGAGUAUUUUAAUGCAUUGCUGGAACUAGAAUGUGGCAUUAAAGGCCCUCCUCCUUCUUUCCAACCAAGAUGUGACCAAAAGGAAUCUGAAAAAAGACAGGAUUUCCGCAAUGACCGAACUUUUACCAUAGAUUCCAGUAAAGCACAUGAUUUGGAUGAUGCCUUUAGUCUGACUGACAAGGGAGAACAAUAUAUGCUUGCUAUACACAUUACUGAUGUAGCAAGUUAUAUCAGGAAAGGCAGUGAGGAGGAUACAUUUGCAAAGGACCAAGGUAGGACAUUUUACCAUCCAGCUGAUGUAAAUGAAGCAGAAACAGCUUUUAUGUUUUCCAGAGAAGCAAGCUCUAAAUACUUAAGCUUACUCCCGGGUGAGGACCGAAAUGUCAUAUCCUUGGUACUUAUGAUUAACAAGGCCACCAGCAUGAUAGAGUCCAGCUCCUUUACUCUUUCUCUCAUCAAGUCUGACGCACGGCUAUCAUAUGAAGAGGCAGACGAGAUAAUAGAAGAGCGUCGUUUGGAUGAUAACGAGGCGCCUUUUAAUUUUUCCAGUGUAGAAGACUGUGUUGCUGUGGCCUAUUGCUUUACCAAGGUGCUUAGAAAAUUCAGGCUGGAGGGGAGCUGGAGCAGUGGACAGAGAAAAGGAGACAGUAGGGCCCACUGCAUGGUGGAAGAGCUAAUGAAUUUCUACAACAAUGCAGUGGCUGAAGAACUCAUCUCCAACGACCUAACAAGAGAUCUCACCCCGCUAAGAUGCCACUUCAAGCCAGACCGCGAAGUGCUUGAUCCGUUUAAAAUGAAAUACUCUGAGAAACUGCCCUUCUCUCCUUAUCUCUCUCAGAUCUGUGAAGUUGCAGGGGCAGGAUUUAAAGAAACCAGAGCCAGAGAGUCAUCCAUUUGUGUUUUGAAACCUGUGUUCCAGCAAAUGGAGGUCUUCACAAAGGACAGAGAUUACCACAAGCUGGUUCAUCUUAUUAUAUCAGAUGAAAUCCAUCCUACACUAUAUCGCAUGGCAAAGGAAUUCACGGAAAUUCAAAAUAAAUCUCUCAUCCUGAGGUCAUGCUCCAACUUGUCCUCAAAAUUAGGACAUUAUGACUUGCAACUCAAUGCAUACACAUGGGCCACAUCCCCUAUGAGACGCUAUCUAGACCUGAUUCUUCAGAGGCUUCUCCACAGAAUAAUCUCUGGAAAGCACCAAUUAGACAUGGAAUACACAAAGGCUGAAAUCGAUCAGUUCUGUACUGAUUGGGACUCUAGUGAGGACUUUGACUUGGAGUCGUUAAGAUUCAUCAAUGCCACUAAACCCAGUUGUACAGACAUGACCAAACUGGCAGUCGUGGCCCAGCUUGCUCCAAAAAAACAUGAAUUUACUGUCUCAAUUCCUCUUGACAGAGUGCCAGGGCUGAUGAUCAAGUACAGAAACCUAAAAGUAGUCGAGCAGCCAGAGUACAACCAUCAAGACGAGUCCUGCACUCUCAAGUGGAGGAGAAGAGUGUAUUCAUUUAGUGAAGUGGAGAAGAUACAUCCACCGUCAGAGAUCAAUGGAAACGUAAUCCCAAUCUCAGUUCAAAUCUGGACCAAAAUUAUAUCUGCAGUUAAAGUUAAAGACUGGGAUACGGUCAGUGAGUGCCUUCAAGGUGUAAAAAAAUAUGAUCGAAAAUCUCCGGUAAAUUCAAAAGCUUAUGUAAAUGAGGAUUUUAAAGAGUGGAACAUGGAACUCAAGUUAGAUGAAGUGCUACAAGUGCAGCUUGGCACAGAAGUGAUCAAUGGGGCACGAAUGCCUGCAGUAAAUAUCCUCACUGUCGAUGCAUGCUUUGAGGUCUGUUUGGAGCAUGCAAGAAACCCAAUCAAUUGUUUCAUUGCAAACACAGAAUGCCAUGCAUCAAAAACAAAAUACUGGAAUUGUAAGGAGUACCAGGAGAUCUGGGGAAAACUCUGUGAAAUGGACACCGCUUACAAUGCUGUGGAAGAAAAUAAUAGUGUGAUUCUUGAAGACGUGAGCAUAAAAUGGACGGGAGCCACAGAGACGUCUCUCAGAGGUUUCUUUAAAAUGACACAAACACAGAAAGAACAGUGGUCUCUGGAAUUUGAUCUAACGAACUGUUACCUGUGCAUCAGACUGAGGGAUCAAUGUGCUGAGAAAGAGGAAGAGACAGACGCAACACAGAGCAAUGGCUCUGGUCUUUCCGAUCUGCAGAACGCUCUGCCCUUUACAUGGGUUGCUCAUGGUGUACCUAUCAAAUCUCAAACACGACAGCGAGGAAAGGAAAAGAAGACGAACACAAAAUCACAAUGCAUCCAAAUAAAUUUUCAAAUAAACCUCCACAAUAUGGCAAAUGUCCCAGCUGAUCUCCAACACGGGGAAACAAAGUUCACUGUAGAAGUCAUUCCCAAGAAAAUUCCAUACGUGCAAUAUGAACAUGCUAUCGAAAACCUCAAAAAAGCCAAUGACCUGGUGAAGAGCAUUGCAACCGGCUCCGUUUUCAAGGAGUCCAGUGAACCUACAGAGCUACCUUCAGUGGAUGACUACAUGGAUGACAAUCUGGACCUGCAACUGUUGAAUGAAAGUCAGGAAAGGGCUGUGCAGGAGGCUUUGAAAAAUCCUUUUACUUUGAUCCAAGGACCACCAGGUACUGGGAAAACUGUGGUUGGGGUUCAUAUUACAUAUCAAUUCUACUUGAAGAACAAAGCUCUUGAAGCAGAAUGUCCAAAACAGCCACCAAGACAAGUCCAAGAUGGAUCUCUAAAUGAGAAAAUACCAAAGAAGCGCGGCAUCCUGUACUGCGGUCCAUCCAACAAGUCUGUGGAUAUUGUGGCAGAGCAGUUGUUGAAGCUAAGAGGAGUCCUUAAGCCUCUUCGGAUCUACUGUGAUCAGAUGGAAAUGCGGGAGUACCCAUAUCCUAGAAGUGAACUAAAGCUCUGUCGCAGAUCCCUCCGUGAUGAGAAGCCAAAGGAUGUGCUAAGAGACAUCUCUCUGAUGGACUUGGUGCGACGACCAGAGAACCCCCACUCAAAGAAGAUAAAAGAGUUUGAAGAUGGCACUGUGGAAUUUGAUGCUAAAAGUUACAGGACAGUGUUGAAGAAGGCUCAGGAGCAUGAACUCCUGAAGCAUGAUGUAAUCUUGUGCACCUGCUCAACUGCUCUAAAACCGGUCCUAAUGGAGACCAUGGACUUCCGACAGAUCCUAAUUGAUGAGUGUGCCAUGGCCACAGAACCAGAAGCCUUCAUUCCAUUAGUCUCACAUAAGCCCGAGCAGAUUGUGCUUUUGGGUGACCACAAACAGAUUCGGCCAAUUGUGACAUGUGCCCGUGUGAAGGAGCUUGGCAUGGAGAAGUCCCUCUUUGAACGAUAUAUGGCCAAGGCAUUGAUGCUGGACACACAGUAUAGAAUGCACCAGAGUAUCUGUGAGUUCCCUUCACAAGAAUUUUAUGGAGGUAAACUGAUUACUGGAACUAAGCAAAGAACCUGCCUUCUGCUUAACAAAAAUAACAGCCCAACUGCAAUCGUAUUCGGUCAUGUUGAAGGAGAAGAGAUCAGCUUAGCAGUUUCCACAGCAGCUGGAAAUGAACAUUCAGUAGCCAACGAACUGGAGGCCAAGCAAGCGGUUCGGAUCGCACAUCUGCUAAUCAGUAAGUCUCGUGUGAAGCCAGAGGAUGUUGUCAUUCUGACCCCCUACAAUGCACAGAUGUCUAAAAUCAAGAUGAUGUUGGCAGAGAAGAAAAAUCAGGCCAUUCAGGAUGUCAGUGUUUGUACAAUUAUGAAGAGUCAAGGGAGUGAGUGGCGUUAUGUGAUAAUCUCUACAGUUCGUUCCUGUACACUUUCUGAGAUAGAAAACGAGCCGUACACCAGCAAAGGGUGGCUGGGGAAGAAACUUGGCUUCAUCACAGAUCCAAACCAGGUCAACGUCGCCAUCACGCGCGCCCAGGACGGACUCUGCAUUCUGGGUAAUCGUCACUUAUUGAAGUGCAGCGAGCUGUGGAAAAGACUGCUGUCUCACUACCAGGAAAAAAACUGUGUGCUGGACGCGGAAGACAUUAGAGUCAGACGUUCUUGACACGUUUCUACUAUUGUACUAAGCUGAUUUUGACGAAAUGUGAAAAGUAUAAUAAUAAUAAUAAUAAUAUAAUGUGAAAAGUAUAAAUAGCAGAAUAAAUACAUUUUAAAAUA